This is a messenger RNA of Myzus persicae (green peach aphid), 1614 nucleotides long. RefSeq names its product protein SEC13 homolog. Gene Ontology annotation, biological process: positive regulation of TOR signaling; COPII-coated vesicle budding; protein import into nucleus. Gene Ontology annotation, molecular function: structural molecule activity; protein binding. Gene Ontology annotation, cellular component: nuclear pore outer ring; COPII vesicle coat. Bases 498 to 1406 code for a protein of 302 amino acids. The transcript is spliced from 2 exons. Lineage: Eukaryota; Metazoa; Arthropoda; Insecta; Hemiptera; Aphididae. The record is from RefSeq and is a predicted model, not a curated record.
GAUAGGAUCUCUGAUAAUUCUCAUACAACAGUGAAAUGAUUCCAUACCGAUUAAAUUAAUUUUAUCAGUAACUUCAAACCGGACUAGUUAUUGUAUUCUUAUCCCCCGAAAAAUAACAAAUAUUUCAAUUGUUCUCUUCAAAUGAUUGUUUUGUAAAAUAUUACAAUAGAGUCAUAUCUAAAUAAUUCAUGUGCUAAUCUACAGUUUUUGACUAAUAGACACCAAAUUUUACAUUCAUAUUAUUUGAGAUCCCGAAUGGGUCAUAUGAGUAUUAGAAUAGAUGCCACGAAUAACAGCUAUUAUGUAUGAUAAUAUUGCUAAUUAUUUAAACUUUAAACUUUUCUAAUUAAAUGGCUUAUCGACACACCAAAGACUUGUGUUUAAAACAAAAAUAACAAAAAUUGGUUUAGUAGAACUUCAGAUAUAGCUGUCCAAAGAAAUCGCCUUGUGUUUAAAUAUAUAAAAGAUAUACAUUUGUUUUUGUUUGGAGAAUUAAUAUGAAAAUGGUACCUAUGACUGGCUUAAUUUUGAAUGAACACGAAGGGGAAGUCCAUGAUGCUGAACUGGAUUAUUAUGGUCAACGCUUAGCUACAUGCUCUAGUGAUAAAACAAUCAAAGUUUAUAGUAUAAACAAUGGUAAUAAAACUUUAUUGGCCAAUAUUAAGGGUCAUCACGGACCUGUGUGGCAAAUUUGUUGGUCCCAUCCAGUAUCUGGACAUUUAUUAGCCUCUUGUUCUUACGAUAAACGUGUUGUUGUAUGGAAAGAAUCCAAUGAUUGGUUUAAUAUAUUUGAAUUUACUCAUGAAUCUUCAGUUAAUGCUGUUGCUUGGGCACCCCAUCAACAUGGCACUAUUUUAGCAAGUGCGAGUUCAGAUGGGUCCAUUGGAGUACAUGUGUUUAACAAAGAAUGGUCUUCUAAGUCAUUUAGUGCCCACCAUAAUGGAUGUAAUACUGUAGCUUGGGCUCCAUACAAGGAAUUAUUAUUUGGAUCUGAUCAAACAGACUUUGGUAAAAAGUUAGUAUUAGCAAGUGGUGGCUGCGAUAAUUUAGUGAAAAUAUGGACUGUUGAAAAUGAUCAAUGGGUACAAGUUGGUGAAAUAAAUUGUCAUACAGAUUGGGUUCGUGAUGUGGCUUGGACAUGUACUAUUGGUGAUAAUCGACAAUUAAUUGCAAGUUGUUCUGAAGAUAAGACUGUUGUAGUGUCACAUAGUGAUGAUUAUUCCAAAUGGUCUUCUGUACGAAUGCAUUUGUUUGAAAGCCGUGUUUGGACCGUAAGCUGGUCAAAAAUUGGAAAUGUACUUGCAGUAUCUGCUGAAACUAAUAAAGUAUCACUAUGGAAAGAGAAUACAAUUGGUCGUUGGGUCAGUUGCAGUGAAAUUGAUGAUACUAAAGGAGUGGAAGAUUAAAUGUUUAUUUUACUAUUUUUACUUUUAAAUGUUUUGUAAUAAAAGUUUUGUAAAAAAAAAAUUGCUAAAUGGGAAUAAAAUAAUCUAAAAUUAGGUAUUGUUUUUUGUCAUAAAAAAAAAAAUAAACGUAACUGUAAUUAUGGAAUUUAAAUACUUUUAUCCUUUUGAUUGUCUGUGGAUUUUCAAUUAGAUACAAAUACACCUCAAA